Molecule: messenger RNA, 2411 nt
Organism: Helobdella robusta
Lineage: Eukaryota; Metazoa; Annelida; Clitellata; Rhynchobdellida; Glossiphoniidae
Exons: 2
Coding region: 75-1271 (398 amino acids)
Source: RefSeq, a predicted model, not a curated record
CGUGUUUCCAGUAAAGUAUCGUUUUAGUUUAAUUUCUGGAUUAAUUAUCAAAAUUGUUCUUCUAGUUUGGUAGGAUGGAGCAGAUUCUUGGAGUGUUGGGUAAGAUACCGAACACAAAAACAAGAAAUGAUGACGAUUUUUCGGAUAGACUGUUGUAUCGUCACACGAGUGCUUUGUUCGUUCUCUUCGCCAUUGUUGUGUCGACGAAGCAGUACGUAGGAGACCCCAUCCAGUGCUGGGUCCCUGCUGAAUUCACAGGCAACCAUGAGGAGUACACCAACAACUUCUGCUGGAUAAGAAAUACGUAUUACCUGCCGUACGAAAAAAACAUUCCAAAGGAAUACGAGCACGACAAACGACAAAUCAUUCCGUACUACCAAUGGAUGCCCAUGAUUCUGGCCAUUCAGGGACUACUCUGCUAUCUUCCCAUCCUUCUCUGGAGGUGUUUGAACGACAAGUCGGGCAUCGACGUCAACACAGUUGUGGAGGCAGGAGAGGCCUUCACGAACGCUGAGAUAGCCGAGAGCAGGGAGAAAACUCUGACUCACAUGACCAGACAAUUGGAUAGAUAUUUGUCAAAUCAAAAAGAUGUGCCCAAAGGUUGUACAAUAAGUUUGAAACAAUGUUUUUCACAUGCUUGCUGCUCAUUGUUUGGUCGUCACAAGGGAAAUUAUCUGAUGUGCCUUUAUCUGAUUGUUAAGGUACUCGCACUGGCAUCUGUCUUCGGUCAGUUAUUUGCUUUGAAUUUUUUCCUCGGACAAGAUUUCCAUAUGUAUGGAUUUGAUGCUAUACACAGCAUGAUUACGGGAACCGACGUUUCAGCCUCUCCUCGCUUUCCUAGAGUCACCAUGUGCGAUUUUAAAAUACGUCGUCUGGGAAAUGUUCAACGUUACACGGUGCAAUGCGUUCUGCCGAUCAAUCUCUUCAAUGAAAAAAUUUAUCUGUUCGUGUGGUUUUGGUUGGCAUUUGUGUCUGCAAUUCUUUCCUUUUCUCUGAUUUCGUGGAUCGCUAGGGCUGUAAUGAAAUCUGACAAGCACCGUUACAUUCGCAAACACUUGCACCUGAUGGAGAAGCUACAACGUGAUUCAGACAAGAAGAAUGCUGUGAAGUUUGUUGAAGAUUAUUUGAAGCAAGAUGGCGUUUUCAUUCUGAGGUUGGUCGGUCACAACACCAACGCUCUAACAGUUACUGAGUUUGUGGGCCACCUCUGGGACAACUACCGCGUCAAGCCGCUGACUGAUCGCAUAGAGAAGGAACUCAGUGAGGUUUAAACUCAUCUAUAUACAAGUAACCAACUAAACUGACGUGUUAUUAUUUUGAUAUAACUACAUAUAAUAUAUAUAAAAAGACUAAUUUUUUAAAACGUAUUUGCGAUUUUUUAUCACUGUUUUUGUUUUUAUUAUAUGUAAGAAAGCUUCCUAAUAAACCUUAUUUUUGAUCGUUGCCUUAUUUAUACGUUAUAAUUCAGGAUUUUUAAUGGAUCACUUUUAUAAAAUUGAUUUUAAGAAACUGGAUAUUUGAAAAAGUAUUUCAUGCAAAAACCUUUUACUAUUUUUUAUUUAAUGUAUUAUAAAAAUAUUUUUUCAGCAGUUAUAGGACUGUUAUAGACCUAUAGACCAAUGCAAUGCGAGUUAUAGCCAUGUUCUUAAACGUUUGAAUUUUUAUUUUUCUGGAACUGUCAUCUUUAAACUGUUUCCUGUUCAUCCAUGUUUUUCCGUGUGUAUAUAAAGAUGUUUUCAAUAAACUCUAUCUGUUUCAAUCUCAGCAUUUCAUGAUUUAUUAAUUAGAUUUAUUGAUUAUGUUUAAUAUUUUAACAGAUAUUUUACUGAAUAAAUAAAUAAUUUAAUGUAAAUAUUUAACGCAAAUUUGUCUUCCAGUUUUUCAGUAUUUUAUGUGUCGUAAAUGUUUCAUGCAGGGUAUAAAUUACAUAGACCUUGGGUGUUUUCUUUAUAAAUUUUUAAUUAUACAUAAUUUUUUUUUAUCAUGAACAUCGGAUUUUCAGACGCGAUGAACUUGUGCGUUAACUAAUUACAUAAUAACUAUUUAAUGAUGAAAUUUCGUAUAAACCCUGUUAAUAUAUUUUUGUAUUUAAUUGGAUUAUUUAUUUUUUACUAUGCGGAAAGUUUUCAUUACGUACUUGUGUUCAUUGGUUUAGGAAACGAUCAUUCGUAUUUAAAACAUGAAAAGUUACUUUUGACAUUUUUUUAACCUGCGUAAUUUUAAUUUCAUAUCAUGUUUCUCUUCAGUUAUCACGUUGAAAUGGAAUGUGGGAACGGUAAAAACUUCGAACAUUAGCAUUAUUUAGCAUUAUUUAACGAAUAUGCUACGAGUGCUUGAUUUUGUGACAUUUGAAUUAAAAUUGAAAAAAGUAAUAUUUUUAAUUGUUUAAUAUGAAAUAAUUUUACUCAAAA